This is a messenger RNA of Drosophila innubila, 894 nucleotides long. RefSeq lists its product as uncharacterized. The transcript is spliced from 2 exons. Bases 14 to 805 code for a protein of 263 amino acids. Lineage: Eukaryota; Metazoa; Arthropoda; Insecta; Diptera; Drosophilidae. The record is from RefSeq and is a predicted model, not a curated record.
ACCGACACAGAAAAUGCGUGGAUUUAUUAUUUUGGCUCUGCUGGCAGCAGCCAAAGCAGAUGUGGGUGGCUAUAACUAUGGUGCGGGCAUUGGAAACGGUCCUCUGACUGGGAGUUCACUGUCAGGCGACUCAUUGUCAGACAGUGACUCAAUCGGCUCAUCGGUAGACUUUGCGUCCAACAGGCAGUCAGAGUAUGCCAACGCAGAGUUCAAUAAAGAAUUCUUUACGUAUUCAGCACCCGAGGCUGACUUCGAGGAUAACAAAAGUGUCGGCGACUUGGCUGCCUCUCUAAAGCGAAAUCUGCGUGUGCUCUUCAUUCGUGCUCCGGAGAACAAGGGACUGGAGAAUGCUGCAUUGUCGCUGGCCAAACAGGCUGCUGAACAACAGACCGCCAUCUAUGUCCUGACCAAGCAGGGUGAUCUCUCCAGCCUGGCCAAUAAACUACAGAACCUCAACCACCAGAGUGCCAAGCGUCCGGAGGUGCACUUUGUGAAAUACCGCACACCAGAAGAUGCUAUCAAUGCCCAGCGCACAAUUCAGCAGGAAUACGACCGCCUUGGUGGCUCCUCCACGUCACACAAUGGUGGUGUUGCGCCCGUGCUUGACUUUGCCUCCAAGCAGGUGGUGCAACAACAGCCACUGCAGCUCAUCGAUGAACGCAGAGCGGGCGCCAUCAGUGUGGACUCCACGGGCACUGGCAAUGUGGGCUCCAUUGUCUCCGAACUGGAGGCACCCGCAGCCUACAUUCCACCAGCGGCAACGUCGCCUGGCGCCACCUAUUUGCCUGUUAACAAGGCCAAAUAGGAGCGAAGCAGGCAUCGCUCCCCAACAAAUUAACCAAAUUGUAUUUCUAAGUUUGCUCUGUUAUAAAACACAAAUUUAAUUUUAAUGUG